Messenger RNA from Mycetomoellerius zeteki, 1940 nucleotides. RefSeq names its product elongation of very long chain fatty acids protein AAEL008004. Gene Ontology annotation, cellular component: endoplasmic reticulum membrane. The record is from RefSeq and is a predicted model, not a curated record. The transcript is spliced from 4 exons. Gene Ontology annotation, molecular function: fatty acid elongase activity. Bases 281 to 1258 code for a protein of 325 amino acids. Gene Ontology annotation, biological process: sphingolipid biosynthetic process; fatty acid elongation, monounsaturated fatty acid; fatty acid elongation, polyunsaturated fatty acid. NCBI's taxonomy places the organism in Eukaryota, Metazoa, Arthropoda, Insecta, Hymenoptera, Formicidae.
UAUAAGGCCCCGUGAUGGCCGUGCGGCCUCAGUUUGUCGACUGGUGCCUCGCGAAAGAGGUACUCACACCCGCACGUUCUCGUACCUCAAUAUAAUCCUUUUAUCUUAUCCUUUCUUCCCUUUCUUUUCUUUUUUUCGCGAAUACAUCGCGAUACAUGGCCACACUCGCGAAUUCAGUCCCGUUUUUACAGUGAAACUUUUGCACGCGUUUGUUUCGCACCAGGAGGAUUUCAUAACAAUUGAAGCACCCGAAGAAUAGCACAUAUUACUUUGAUUUUAGAUGGCGCAAUUAGUUCAAAUGAUUUAUGAUGGUUACCGAGAUCUGAUGGACAACAAAAGCGAUCCGAGAGUCAACGAUUGGCCGAUGAUGAGCGGCCCGUUCCCCACAUUAGUGAUCUGUUUGUUCUACGCCUAUUUCGUUAAAGUUUUGGGGCCAAAACUGAUGGAAAAUCGAAAACCUUUUAAUCUCAGAAGAGUGAUGAUAUGGUACAAUCUCUUUCAAGUAAUGUUCUCCAUAUGGUUGUUCCAUGAAAGCCUGAUCGCGGGCUGGGGAGGACGAUAUUCCUUCAGAUGUCAGCCAGUCGAUUAUUCAAACGACCCGAUUGCGCUGCGAAUGGCACAAGGUUGCUGGUGGUAUUACAUCUCAAAGUUCAUGGAGUUCACGGACACAAUUUUCUUUGUAUUGAGAAAAAAGGACGAUCACCUUACCACUCUCCAUGUCAUCCAUCACGGUUGCAUGCCCAUGUCAGUUUGGUUCGGAGUUAAAUUUACCCCUGGUGGUCACAGUACUUUUUUCGGUUUUCUGAAUACCUUUGUACACAUCGUAAUGUAUUCGUAUUAUCUCUUGGCGGCGCUCGGACCGCAGAUACAGCCAUACCUGUGGUGGAAGAAAUACUUAACCACUGUGCAAAUGAUCCAGUUUGUCCUUGUAAUGGUCCACGCAUUCCAAUUACUUUUCAUCGAUUGCAAUUACCCGAAGGCCUUCGUCUGGUGGAUAGGCAUGCACGCUAUAAUGUUCUAUUUCCUCUUCCGCGACUUCUAUAAUGAAGCGUACAAGAAGAAGAAUUCGAAAAACACUGUAGGCAAGCAAAAGAAUGAAAAGGAACAGAACGUAUCUAAAAAUAAAAGAGACAUCAAGGAAAACGACAGCGACAAGGGCGUGAUAUAUGCAAACCAGUAUAAAAUGGCCACUGGUUAUAUCUCGGACAGCGGCCUCAGAAAUCGCGUGUUCAUCGACAAUCGAGGCUUUGAUGAAUAAUAAGAGAAGCUUCUAAUUUAAAGAGACUUCAAUUAUACGUCGAGCGUACAUUCGAUUGCGAAUCAUCGUUAUUUAAAGCACUUCGCCACAUUGCACCACAGUCGCUGUCCUCAUGGCGAUCGAAUAAAAGCGGCAAAUAGACAGAGGAUGUUAAAAAAAAAAGAAAUGAAAAAUGAGAGAAAAAGCGCGUUGAAGGCCUACCGGAAUUUGUAAAAGUCUGGUCUUAGUGGCGUUCUUUCUGGGUGCUUUGCGGCGAAAUUUUUUUACGUGUAAAGAUUUUCUCGCGCUUUUUAUGUAUAUUAUAUGUAUAAACGGGUAUACGUAUGCGAAUGUGUGUUUACUAAUUUGUGUGCGGCUAAUUUGUCGAGAAGCGAAAACAGACUGGAUAAAGCGUUGAAAUUGCCAAAAUGAUAAAAAAUGUGUUACUCUUCCCAGUUAGGAUAUCGAAACGAAACUCAUUCUCCGACAAAUUGCCUUUUCCGGAAAGAGGAGCCCUUUAAAGGAAUGAUUUUUAUAUUUGUAUAGACCCCUCAAGAAUUAUAAUUCCGCAUUUUGCUCAUGUCUCCCUCUUUCAAAAAUAGAAUAGUAACGAAUUCUUGCCGCGUUUCAUAUCAAGAGGAUAAAGAAGAAAAUACAAUAUUUAUUUUAUAGAAACAAAAUAUUUAAUAAGAAAUUAUUAUUA